Porites evermanni is the source of this 2526-nucleotide messenger RNA. NCBI's taxonomy places the organism in Eukaryota, Metazoa, Cnidaria, Anthozoa, Scleractinia, Poritidae. The record is from the annotation of a GenBank genome assembly.
AUGGUAGACUGGUCCAAAGGAGCUGCAUCCCCAUAUGGCCAAGCCACUGGGAAUGCUCGGCUUGUUGGGGCUCAGAUAGGAGAGCUCAUAAGGUUCCUCAUGGCCAGAACUUCUCACUCGCAUAGUUCCGCUGUAAAUCGAUUCUACAUUGUGGGCCACAGCCUCGGUGCACAAGUCGCAGGUUACACUGGGAGUUAUUUGCAGGAUAAGUAUGGAUUGAGCUUGGGCCGCAUAACAGGUAAAUAAUCAAAUACGUUAUAUAAAUGAAGAAAGAUACGUCCCUUACACACACUGGUCACGCUAACCAUUUUUAUUGGCUCUGAGGCUUAGAUCCUGCUAGUCUGUUUUUCAUAACAGUCUGGACCAGCUUUCGGCUUGAUAAAAGUGACGCUCAAUAUGUUGAUGUCAUUCAUACCAACGCUGGGAUCCAGGGAACUAUCCGUGUGAGCGGUCACACCGACUUUUGGCCAAAUGGUGGAGGCAUCCAGCCAGGCUGUCCUGUCAGUGGUCUGACAAAAAGUAAGCAUUCACAAAAUGGAGACAUCCAUAAUUAUUCGCCCGAAAUAUUUCUUAUCUUUUUACGGAAUUUGGGAGGUAGUUCUGAUUUUUAUCGAACAAAUUCUUGGGUAAAUACACACAUUUUAAGCAGUCUACGAGAAGAGAAUAAAUGUUUUUUAUAACUUUUCUCUGGUAUUGAAAUAAUAUAAUGCUUGACAGUUGAGGUAACGCUAAGAAUAAAACUCGAACGCACUCACCAAUCUACUAGUCUGAGGAGGUCACCUGACCUACAGGCAAACGUAAUUGCUUUCCGUGAUUUUUUCGUUGCCAUCGUCGGUUGGUCGUCAUUUCGUAUUUUCUUUUUGUUAGUUCAAUAACCACACAGCAGUUCAAUAAGUACACAACAGAUCAAUAACCACACCAGUAGUUCAAUGACCACACAUUAAAAAAUAAAAAUAUAAAUAAAUAAAUAAAUGUGAUGAAGGUGACAUAUAACCAACAAGUAAGUAUUAAAAUGAAAAUGAUAAUGCUCAGUUUUUCUUUUUGUUAGUUCAAUAACCACACAGCAGUUCAAUAAGUACACAACAGAUCAAUAACCACACCAGUAGUUCAAUGACCACACAUUAGUUCAUUGAGCGUAAACUACAUGUAGCUGCGGGAAAAAUAGCCACAAAUACGUUAGUUAUUUUUAAUAAGAAUGUAUAGCAUUAAGUAAGUGGUAAAUACUCAUUUAGCUAUGGUACGAGAACUAAAUAGAUAGAUAGCGCUAUGUUACACUGUUAUUAAGUUCUAGUGAGCUCACUAAUAUAGACAGGAACAUAGACUGAUGUUAAUUUAAAAUUUUUAGUCUGCUCAGAAGGUCUGUCAUUCUCGUCAGGGGCACAGUGAACAGACCUGGAAAGAGAGUCAGCGUCGAAAAGUGAAAACACCGACUCGGUCCGGAGAAAACUUUUACUCCCUUAACAACCUUCCAACGAGCAGAGAUGGCAAGAAAAUCACCAUUUAACUAUGACAUGCAUUAUUCGCAUCACCCAAACAAAAAUUUCCUCAUUUGCUUUUUGUAUAAAUUCACUGGUUAUCUUUUUUAAGAUUGCGACCACCGAAGGGCACCAAAGUACUUCCUCGCGUCUGUUGAAGAAUCAUGCUCCUGGAAAGCCUAUCCGUGUGCUAAUUACAAUAGAUUUCUGAAAGGGAGUUGCACAAGCUGUAAUGGUGAAUGUCCAAGCUUGGGUUUCGAUGCUGAUCUUACUAAAAAGGAAGGAAGCUUCUACUUGCAAACAACCUCGAAUGCUCCUUUUUGUGGUACGAUGUAAUCCAUCAAUAACGACGCAUUAAUGUAGGCAUGUGUUCAAUGUACCUUUUUUGUCCUUUUAUAUAUCAUGAUCACAGUUCCUGUUCACUUUUGAAAAGAAUGCGAAAGAAAAGGAAGAAAAACAUUACUGAAACGUUCCAUUACAGGCACUGGAGCCAAUUCAAACUUCUCAAACUCCCUAAAUAUUACCCCCUGAGAUUCAAUUUUGUUUUUGGCAGAAAUUAGAUCUACUGCUGAUCGUUUGAUAUCGGAUUCCGUUUUGAAUUUAAAUAACUGAAAUAGAUACAAAUGAUGUUUCGCUUUUUCUCCGAGAUUGUGAAAGGCAUUUUUAGUGCAUCGCCUUACAUUGGACAGUAUCUACACGAAAUUUAAGUAGAAGGCCGCAGGCCUACCUUGUUUCUGAUAAAAAAGGCAAACACUGCAAAGCUAAGAAGAAAAACUCUAACUACCGUACUCGGCUUCUGCCACAUGAAUUUGGUGAGCCGUACUUUAUCCCCCCGGAGGGGGGGGGCGCGGUACUGUCAUUCCUCUUCCAUCUGAUUUUCUUUCAACCCGAGUCAGCAUACGGUAUAUUAAAGUCGUCACACUGUACAUCGCACUUUUUCCUGAUGAUAACCACGGGAGAUCUUGUCCUCCACCUCCUUUUAAUUUCUUGGUGCAUGAUUAAUUCUUUUAUUCUUUUAAAAGACAGUUAUACUGGUUUGGUUGAGCAGUGA